GCGUAAAACGUCAUUGCGGUGAAAUUGAAGUGCCAACAUGGCGUUUACCUUGUAUGCACUGAUUCAAACGGCAGUUUUGUUUACAAAUGCGAUUGCUGUACUACACGAAGAAAGGUUUCUAAGUAAAAUUGGGUGGGGAGCAGAACAGGGCAUUGGUGGUUUUGGAGAUGACCCAGGAAUUAAAGCACAACUUCUAAACCUCAUCCGAUCGGUCAGAACAGUCAUGAGGGUGCCUUUAAUAAUAGUAAAUUCGGUGUGCAUCUUGUUACUGUUGCUAUUUGGAUGAAGAAAGAUGGACAUUCAACGUGGAACAAGAUCUGGCAAAAGGAAAUGGACUGUUUUUUGUACAUGUGAUUUAUGUAUUUGUUGCUUUUAUGUCUCACUGUUGUAUCCCAAAUGUUUCUGGGAUUCAUCAGGUGAUUGUUUCCUACUCUUGUUUACUACUCCAAAGUUUUAUAUCUCCAUCAGUACAUCCAAUAUUAUUUUGUAUGCUUUUGCUCAAUAGAAAUAUGGCUUUUAGGAGAGCUCUUCUAACUGCUGUUUACACAAUUCACUUUUAAUAUACAAUAUAAAAGUUCUUGUUCACUUGCAUUGUCCCUGGUAUCAUGUAUUUCUGAACACGUGUGGGCAUGUCAUCUGUUAAUCAUAAAACUCUUAAACCACAAGUUAAAAUUUUAAAAUGCCCCAAAGUGUCCAAAAUGUUUAGUACAAUUAGCUUAUACCUCUGUGAGCUAGUUAGAAUAUUUAUGAUUUCAAUAAAUCUCAUAUUUCAUUUC
This is a messenger RNA of Electrophorus electricus (electric eel), 776 nucleotides long. RefSeq names its product immediate early response 3 interacting protein 1 (gene ier3ip1). The record is from RefSeq and is a predicted model, not a curated record. NCBI's taxonomy places the organism in Eukaryota, Metazoa, Chordata, Actinopteri, Gymnotiformes, Gymnotidae. Gene Ontology annotation, biological process: endoplasmic reticulum to Golgi vesicle-mediated transport. Gene Ontology annotation, cellular component: COPII-coated ER to Golgi transport vesicle; Golgi membrane; endoplasmic reticulum membrane.